Messenger RNA from Fomitopsis serialis, 1780 nucleotides. RefSeq names its product ribosomal protein S5 domain 2-type protein. The record is from RefSeq and is a predicted model, not a curated record. Lineage: Eukaryota; Fungi; Basidiomycota; Agaricomycetes; Polyporales; Fomitopsidaceae. Gene Ontology annotation, molecular function: ATP binding; galactokinase activity. Gene Ontology annotation, cellular component: cytoplasm; cytosol. Gene Ontology annotation, biological process: carbohydrate phosphorylation; galactose metabolic process. The transcript has 8 exons. The annotation marks the transcript as partial.
UCAGCCUCGAGCCUGGCUGCACGUUGUCGACUCCCUCCCUCCCCGCCUCGACUUCCAACCUGCAUUUCUGGCCCACGCAGAUCGUCUUGGCUGCUUUCUGGGAUGUCUCGACCUGACUUUCAAGCUACGACGUUGGCUAUGUCAUCGCAGCACAUGGAUAUCGAUCGGACGGUCCGGGACAGGACUGACUGAGGCCGCUCGAGCCUCACACUGUUUACCCGGCCCGGGUCUCCUCGCAGUCCUUUCACAUCCCUCUUUAACCCUGCCUUCGACUCGCUCUUAGCUCUCAUUCUCCACUGACCAGGACAACCGAGCGACAGAAUGGCCGCGCAAUUACCGAUCCCCGUCUUUACCUCUCUGACCGAUGUCCUCGGCGACCUCCAGACGGCUUCUGCUCAGGCCACACGAUGGAACGAUGUGGUGGACGAGUUUGAGAAGCGGUUUGGCAAGAAACCAGCUUACAUCGCUCGAGCGCCGGGCAGGGUUAACAUCAUUGGAGAACACAUCGACUAUGUUCUCUUUGGCUGCCUCCCCGCUGCUGUUGAACAGGACAUCCUCAUCGCAUGCGGCCCUUCGACUCAAUCAUCCGCGGGCAGUGUCGCUGCUCAAAAUCUGAAUCCUAAAUACACCCCGCAGACCUUUACUCCGAUGCUGAAGAAUACUCCCACCCCGUCCUCUGCAGAGCAGAAGCAGGCGGAGGGGGCGGUCCACGCAGAGAGCUGGUACCUCGAUAUCAACAAGCGGGAGCUGAGAUGGGAGAGCUAUGUCAAGGCUGGUUACUAUGGUGUACUGAAUCGCUUCUUCGCUCCCUCGUCAAACGAGCAUCCGGUCCCUAUUGACCUCCUUGUUACUGGUUCCGUCCCUUCGGGAUCGGGUCUUUCGUCUAGUGCCGCGAUGGUGGUUGCAUCCACGCUUUCGUUCCUCGCUGUAAACAACAAGCUCGGUGAACUGACGAAAGGCCAGCUGGUCGAGAUGGCGAUGGAGAACGAGCAGCGUGUCGGCGUCAACAGUGGUGGCUUGGAUCAGGCUGCCUCGGUCAUCUCCAUGCCUUCGUCGGCAUUGUACAUCACGUUCUUCCCCUUCCUGCACGCGGAGCCGAUCCUCCUCCCCGUGUUGCGCACCAACCCGCGCGCCGUGUUCGUCUGUGCCAACUCGCUGGUGGUCAGCGACAAGGCUGUCGGCGCGAAGACCCGCUACAACCUGCGCGUGGUAGAGACGCUCGCCGGUGCCCGCAUCCUCGCGCGUCACCUCAACGUCCAGCUGGAGCCUACCGAGCGCCCGACACUCCGCAUCGUGCUUGGGCGGUGGCUCGGCCACACCGAAUCGAAGGGCCAGCCGACCGAGCUCGACACGGACAAGCUGAAGGCGGGCCUGCAGAAGGUGCUGCCGGAGGUGGAGAAGCUGCGCCCGGCGGGGAGGGGCGACGACGAGCAGCUGGGGCUGACGAUGGAGGAGAUGAUCAAGGAGAGCGGGCUGGACGCGGCGCUCUUCAACGAGGUGUACCUGAGCUGGGUCGAGGUCGAGGCGACGCACUUCCAGAUCUACAAGCGCGUGAGACACGUGUUCGAGGAGUCCCUCCGGGUGAUCGAGUUCCGCGCGGCGUGUCUGCGCGCGGCGGACGCGCCGGACCUCCCGGAGAGCGUGCUCCGCGAGCUGGGCGACCUCAUGGACGCGUCGCAUUACAGCUCGCGCAAGUUCUUGGAGAACUCGUGUCCGGAGGUGGACGAGCUCGUCCGCAUCGCGAAGGAGGCCGGGGCGUAUGCAUCCAGGCUCACGGGUG